Perkinsus marinus ATCC 50983 is the source of this 2390-nucleotide messenger RNA. RefSeq lists its product as hypothetical. The coding region runs from base 1 to 2358 and encodes 785 amino acids. The transcript has 18 exons. Gene Ontology annotation, cellular component: RQC complex. Lineage: Eukaryota; Perkinsozoa; Perkinsida; Perkinsidae. The record is from RefSeq and is a predicted model, not a curated record.
AUGAGUAGACGACAGAUUAACAAGCAACUCCGUCUGGCGGAGGAAGGAGACUUCGAAGGAUCAGUCCCUGCUCUCGCUGAGGGGGAAGGAGAGCUGACGGUCGAGGAAUCUCCCAAGCGGUAUAAGAACGUCUUCGCAGCAGCACUAGAUAGUGAUGACGAUGAUGAUGAGUAUACCUCUUCGAGUGACGAAGAGGAGGAAACGAUUCCGGCAGCGCCGGCGGUGGUGGUGGCAGAGAAGAGCAAGACGCCGCAGAAGCAUACCCAGAAGAAGAAGAGCACUCCUCCACAGCAGCGAGGCAAAAGCAGUAAAGCUUCGAAGGCUGACGAGAAGAAGAAUUCGCCUGCAUCGACGACAGCAGCUUCAUCUGAGCCAUUGCUGAGGAUUGCUCGUGGCAAUCUAAAUCCACAGACUGAGAUCAAGCGCAUUUUCGGUUCUGAGGCUUACAACUUGGGAGUUCGAGCUGAGAACACUGCUACUCACUCGCAUAAUCGGAUCAUGAACCCCCGGGGAAUGGGGGUGGCGACAGCUGCUCGAUCCAGUGCGAACUUAAAGAAGAAGUCGUGGCUGUUGCAUGGUUGGCCUAUGAACCAGGAGGAGGAGAUGUGGCCGAGCCCAGCUGCAGUGAAGGAUGCGACGCUGAUGAUGAAAGUAUACUCUCCGUCAGGGAGCAGUACAUCCAGUGGAGAGGAUAGAGCUCAGUUCUAUCUAGAGCCGAGCAACUCUUAUUUGAAGUCUAUGGACACCUACUGCGAAAUUGUCGCCUCCUCGGACGUGGAUUCUCUCAUAUACUUUCUCCAGAAGAACCCUUUCCAUCUUCAUUCAAUACUAGCUAUCACGGACCUUUACCGGGAGCAUCGGGAGUUCGAGCGUGCCGGGCAGCUCCUGCGGCGAGGGCUGUAUGUUCUACAAUGCAGCACUCAUCCCCUAUUCGAUCCUUUCAUGGAGUCUAAUACUGGGCACAAGAAUCAGAAGAAAAAUAGCAGCGGCAAGAAGCGACAUGCUAAGGGAAAGCAUCCUACCGGUAACGAAGAAGUGGGAUUAGUAGCCUCACUGCGGCUGUCCAAGGAGGACCCUUACUACUGUUUCACAAUCCUCGCAUUAAGGACUCUGUUGGUUCACGGUUUGCUACUGGCUGGUCAAGGCUGCACUCGUACAGCUUUGGAGAUUUUCAAACUACUACUGCUAAUGGAUGACGAGAAGGAUAGAGUUCAUGCCCUCAUGCACGUUGAUACUUAUGCUAUCCGCAGCCACGAAUACGAUUGGCUUCACCGUUUCGUAGCGUCCUACGCGUCAUUGCCACCUGCAGCUCCUGAGGAAGUCCAAUACUCAGCUCUCGAUCUCGCAAUGCCAAACUUCGCGUUCUCGGAAGCGUUGGCGCGAUAUCAACAGUUACCGACUGCCGAGGAGGCUUCAGCCGCUAUACCACGGGUCACGGCCGAGGACUUGCGGAAAACACUCAUCAUCACUGAUGCUCCGACUGGCGACUCGGCAUUAGAUGCUUCGGUGGCGCUCAUGAAAGCCAUACUCCUGUUCCCGUAUACUGUGCGAACACUGUUGAUAGCGAUGUCAAGUCCUCUAUCAGGCCCGGGGCAUAAACCUUGGGAAGAUUUGUUUAGGAACCCCCCGUUCUCGGAUGCUCGAACAUACUUCAUGCAUGCAAAAUUCGGCUCGAUCCACCUCCUUAUGGCGGAAGCUUAUGCCGAGAAAGCGUGGCAAUUAUGGAAACCCGAACAGUUGCAGGAGUGGCUCUUCUCUGCGUGUCAACGGCUGGUUGAGCUGAGUCCAGACCUGGAGCUUGUUAGAAGGCGAUGGUCUACGAGCACUCUGCCUGAUCUAGUCGGAAGGUAUUCUGACAUUUCCAAGUCGGAGUUCACCGUCAAUUCUCCGAUGCUCCCAAGGGCUCUCUUUGAAGCCGACAAUGAGUUGUUCAAGACUUACGGCACUGAUCUCCGUCGUAAUGGAGGAGAUGCCAGUCGAGCUAAUGUAUCCCUAGAGUCGAAUCCUGUUGUCGCAUUUCUCCAGAGCCUCAUGCCUUGGUCACGUGUGGAUUACACUGGCACUGAAGCCGAACCGAUAAACAUCACGGCUGGCAUUCGAGGAGCUCUAGAUCGGAUCACCGAAAGGUUGGGUCUAGGAGGGGAACCUCAGCCUGUGGACCAAGGAGAGGAGGAAGAGGAGAAUGGGAUGGUCAACGACUUGGGAGAUCGAGGGAAUCUCGAGAUUGAUGAUGAUGAAGAUCCACUAAUACAACGGAUCCUUCUAGAAGAGGCAGCUGGUAACGAAGCACGACGAGGCAGAGGGGCAUCAUCAUCAUCAUCGAGUGAUUCGGCAGUUGAGGAUAUCCAAAUGGAUUGACUUCGUUACCGGUGUCUUCCUAGUUUCUUGUG